Loxodonta africana (African savanna elephant) is the source of this 6243-nucleotide messenger RNA. RefSeq names its product transmembrane protein 33 (gene TMEM33). Bases 170 to 919 code for a protein of 249 amino acids. The transcript is spliced from 8 exons. NCBI's taxonomy places the organism in Eukaryota, Metazoa, Chordata, Mammalia, Proboscidea, Elephantidae. The record is from RefSeq and is a predicted model, not a curated record. Gene Ontology annotation, biological process: endoplasmic reticulum tubular network organization; membrane organization. Gene Ontology annotation, cellular component: membrane; endoplasmic reticulum.
GUGAAAGGGAAACUUCCGGGUUGUAAAACCCUGGAGCCGGUAGCGUUGGGUCGGCCCUGUUUGGGUUAGUUCGGAAGCUCCGCCUUCGCUCCGGUCUUUCUGGAAACCCACUUUUACGCGAGGCUGUAGCGAACAGUCGCAGCGUCCCAGACACGUGUGUGAGUCCCCCAUGGCAGAUACGGCCCCGAACAGCCCCCAAGGGGCGGGCGCAGUGCAAUUUAUGAUGGCCAAUAAACUGGACACGGCAAUGUGGCUUUCUCGGUUGUUCACAGUUUACUGUUCUGCAUUGUUUGUUUUGCCUCUUCUUGGGUUGCAUGAAGCAGCAAGCUUUUACCAACGUGCUUUGCUGGCAAAUGCUCUUACUAGUGCUCUGAGGCUGCACCAAAGAUUACCGCACUUCCAGUUAAGCUUAAGCAGAGCGUUCCUGGCCCAGGCUUUGUUAGAGGACAGCUGCCACUACCUGCUGUAUUCUCUCAUCUUUGUCAACUCCUACCCGGUUACAAUGAGUAUUUUUCCGAUCUUGUUAUUCUCUUUGCUCCAUGUUGCCACAUACACUAAAAAGCUCCUUGAUGCAAAGGGUUCAAAUAGUUUACCUCUGCUGAGAUCUGUCUUGGAUAAACUAAGUGCUAAUCAACAGAAUAUUCUGAAAUUUAUUGCUUGUAAUGAAAUUUUCUUGAUGCCUGCUACAGUUUUUAUGCUCUUUAGUGGUCAAGGAAGUUUGCUUCAGCCUUUUAUAUACUACAGAUUUCUUACUCUUCGAUAUUCCUCGCGAAGAAAUCCAUAUUGCCGGACCUUGUUUAAUGAACUGAGGAUUGUUGUUGAACACAUAAUAAUGAAACCUGCUUGCCCCCUGUUUGUGAGAAGACUUUGUCUCCAGAGCAUUGCCUUUAUAAGCAGACUGGCACCAACAGUUGCAUAGUUUAAUAUCCAGUUAAGUUAUAUCUAAUAUAAGCAUUAUUAGCAGCUGAUACUUCUGCUAGGGGAUUGUAAAUUCCAGGUGUUACACUGACCUCAAUCCAGUUUAUGUAAUUUACAUAAAUGCACCUCAAUGGAAAAGUAAUCAUUUUCCUGGCAUGUUAAAUCAAGCCUUUUUUAAAAAAGUUUCUGAGAAAAUUCUACUGUGCUGUGUUGGUAAAGGUUAUGGAAGUUUGUAUCUUAUGAUAAAUGUACCAAAUCUGUUUUAGAUGCUGCUACGCUUAUAUCAUGAAGUACAUUUAUUUCUCUUAAAAAAAAAAAGAAAAAAAAAAAAACUCAACCUAAUUGGUAACCUGAGUUUAUAUCUGGCAUGAGUUCAUUAUGGUAAUAUUAAUACAUGUGAAUUCAGUAUAUUUUGAGACAGUGUUCCUUUGCCAUUCAGUAAUUUUGGUUGAUGAUUUUAGCAGAAGCGUUUCCCACUGAAUUUAACUUCAAAUCGCUAUUAGAUUGAUUUCAUGCUGCUUUGAUAGGACAGAUUCAUUUGGAUGUACCAUUAUGAGUAAUUCUAUAUGUAUCUUACUAUGACCUUCCAAACUUUAUUUCCUUAAAUAUUUGUGGCUGAGUGUUUACAAGAAAGAAAAAAGCUAAAAUAUAAGCUUGUUAACUGAUGGGAUAAAUAUUUGGAGUCAUCUAACCUUCUACAACGGAAAGCAGUAGUUAUACAGCUUUCCUUUGAGUAAUGUUUCUCAAAUAGGAAAUCCUUCUUUUACAAAUGUGGGCACACAGGUUAUUGGUAUUAUUAUAGUUUACAGCAUUAACCUAGUUCAGAUGCUUGACUGCCGGCUUUCUCAGUUUGUUAGGCUUGAGUUUUCAGAUGCCUUUUGAAAGGAAUGUAACUGAAGAUUGAGCGUAUGCCCACCAACUGUACUUGGUGUCAUUUCUGAAAUAGUAGUGAAGAUUAUUCUAUAGAUUACAUAUUUACCUAUCAGAUUUGAUUUAAAAGGUUAAAUGUAAAGGUUUAUAGGUAAAGUAAUUGAGAAUGAGGCUGGGGGAGGAGUUGUGGGGGAAUAGUGCACAUAGGUAAAUUUGGGGAAUUGGGUGCUUGCAAAUGUGAUUUGGGUUGUGGGAUAUAUUAAGUCCUGUUGAGCUUCUCUGAACUCCUUUAUAAAAUUCCUUUUGAUCUUUAUUACUGUUGCACGAUUGGAAAUGUUUAAAACAUUAUAAAAUUUUAGUACAGAGUAAGGUAAUGGUUUUUAUAACUGAUUUUCUUCUGUCUGCAUGUAAUUUCGAUUUAUCAAAUACAUUCAUUAGUAACUUAACCAUAACAUCAGCUUUCUUUUUGUUGAACCUCCAAAUCUAGACAAAGAUGAUAUGAUAGAUUACAAAAAGUUCUACUUGGUAGUUCUUGUUUGAAGUCAGCUGUAACUAGAUAUUUUUGUAUUUUUGUAAUGUUGUCCACUAAGUUGGAGAAACAGCCUCAUAAUAUACAGUUGAUUGUGUGUGUGUGUGUAUGUGUGUCUAGCCUCAUUAUCAUUAUAUAUGUAAUCUGAUAGUUUAAAAACUAAAAUUUGUAGAGCAAUAAAGUGACUGUAAAAUUAAGUAAACAGCAUAUUGUUGAUUCCUAGUGAUGUUUUUAAAAAGUCUUGAAUUAUCAAGUUUUGGCAGCUGAAGACACUUUUUUUGAAAUUACUAGUUUUUUUUUCUAUAAAUUUUUUUUUAAUCUUGAGAUAAUCAGAUUUAUAGGAGAGUUGGAAAAAUAGUACAGAGAGUUCAUGUGUAUCGUUUACUCAGCUUCAUCUAGUGUUACCACCUUACGUAACUAUAGAGUAUUUGUCAAAGCUAAGGAAUGAACUCUGGGACAAUACUGUAAACUAAAGGGAAGAACUUACUCACACUCACUAGUUUUUCCAUUUUUUAUUUUUGUGUCCUUUGGUUUUAACGUGACCAUCUUUUAAUAACCUUUAGUAUUUUUUUUUUUUUAGUUUUUUCUCUUUAUUUUGAAAAUCAAAAAGAUUUUCACAAAGGAAAAAAUUCAUGUUGGUUUUAACAUGAAAAUUACUACAAAUGAAAACACUGUUAUUGACACUUUAUCACAUAUAACAGGAUUAUAAUAUCUCUGAUGUGCUCAUGUUUGACUCAGUGGAAGUAGAGAUUUGGUUGGUCCUUAAAGGAAGGCAUGAUUUAUAAAUGAAACACUUCUAAACUCCUGAGAAAGUAAAUUUUACAAUUUGAGCAUUAUUAGAUGUUUAGUUUGCAUGAAAUUAUAGUUAGAAAUUCUACAGAAUGAAUAUAUACAACCUGCUGAUUUGGCAUCAAAAUUAUAGUGUAACUUGUACAAUUAUCAAAUUAAAAUUAAGGAAAUACAAUAAUGGUAUAGAGAAUGAAUGUAGUUUAAAUUAACUCUUACUACAUAACUCUACUUUUUGUUUUACCUACAGGUUUAAAAGAAGUUGAUUUAACAUUCAGAAUAGCUAAUUCUUCAGGAAGUGGUAUAGUACCAUUUUUUUUUAUACUGAGGAAACCCUCUUGAACAGGUGGAAGUCUCAUAUAAAACCUACUUUUUUCUAUAUUCGUUUUGUAUACUUGAUUCCUUACAAAUUUAAACUUUUUAAUAUCAGUAAAAAGACACAUUUCUUAAAUACAAUUUGUAUUUAGAUUUUUUUGAAAUGAGCAUCACUGAGGUAGAUGCUCCUGAAAGAAAGCAAAGAAGAAAACUAACCUUAGUUGUUUGGUUUUUUUGUUUUUUUUUUAAAUAAAUUUGGAUAUUUAGGAAGCUCCUUUACAGAGAAAAUCAAGACAUGCUAAUUUUAAAACAGAGGUUAUGGAUGGUCAGUGGCAUCUGUCAUAUAACCAAGAUUUGCAAAGCUGUUAAUUAGAAAGCUUCCUAAAAAUAAAAUAAGGAUCCAAAAAUUCAGGUUAGGUGUGGAGGUUUAGGAUGUAAAUAUUGUUCAUCCUGGAAAGGAAAACAAGUAUACAUGUAAUAAGCAGAACUGAAAGAUUCAGUUUUAAAGAUGUUUCAGAUUAGAAUGAAGUUAAUUUCGAGGGAUGGUGGCAAAGACCCUUAACAAGUGCUAACGAAUUUAUUUUGAUUAAUAUAGUUAUUCUGGAUCCCCCCCUCCUCAGUUAGGAUCUGUUAGUCUCAGAGUUCUCACUCAAAUUAGACUGAUUUUGAUAACGUAUUCAGAAAUGAAAACCUAAAGGGAGAAAGCCACAGACAGUUAUGUUUUAUAAUCAGUAGGUGGCACUCUUUCCUCAAGUAGCCCCCAGUUGUUUCAGAUGCAGUGUUGAAAGGUCACUAAAAGUGCUUGAGUCAGCCAUAAAACUAAGAAUCUGUACUUCACAACCCUUUUAAUACGUAAUUAUUUCACGUUCAACACAUAUUUAGUAAGCAUUUACUGUGAGUACGUGUAUUAAUAAAGAAAUGUUCAAAACUGGAAGAAAUACCCUGUCAAUAUCUGCUUCUAAGAAAACAGUAAAAUAUAAAAUAGUCCACAGUUGGGAGUGACAUUACUCAGAUCAUGGUCUGUUUUGUUUUGUUUUGUCAAUAUUAAGUGCCUGACUCCCCUAAACACUGUAAAACCAUUCUUGCUCCUUCUGUAUUUUCAGGCGUAUAGAAGACCAUUACUUAAAACUUGUUCAUUAUACCAUUUUGUAGGCACACUAAUGUAGCAGUUCAAGCUCUUUUAAAAUUCAGACUUUUCACAGUAAUUCAAAACCAUAGUGAAUUUUUUGGAUAUUCUGUCAAAAAUGGCAGCUAAAUUUGAAAAUUCAGUUUGGGUUGAAGAGGCAACUAAUUUCUCUCAAUAUCUUGUUGGAAUUUCUCUAGAGUUGGGAGAAUUCCACAGAGGCUAUAUGAUACAGUAGCUCAACAGAUAGUAUACCAAAGGCUCGUGUUUAUAAAUCCAGGUGUUAGUCCCACAGAUUGUUUUAAUAAGCAGUCCUCAUAAUAUUCUGGGUGGAUAAUGAUUAUUGGGCAUGUACUAAGGAUUGUGAAAGAACUGCUAAAAGAUUGGGGAGGUUUCUUGGUGGUAAUUAUUUUAGGAGGUGUUUAUCUUCUGACGUGGUAUUCAGGUGGGGUUCUUUAGAAGGAACUCUUUCCAGUGUAUGGGACCAACUCUACUAGCAUUUCAUCUCCUUUGCGUACAGGAAAACUGAUCUGCGUUCAGUUUGAGUUGAUGUGACAAGAUACAGUAAAAGUGCAGUGUUUUUUAACUCUAAAACAGAUUCUUAGGAAAGGAUAGGGAAACACUAUAGAUGGUAUCUUUGCUGGAACCUAAAAAUUACGUUCUAGAAGGGCCCAAGAAUCGUUUCACUUUUUCCUGCGUAACUUCAUUUGAAACUAUUUUUUUGAUGUGCUUAUCCCUUUGAAAUUAACUUUCUUUUCUCUGUUCAUGACAGUUUAAUGUCAGAUUUUUCUCUUUUUCCUUUUUAACUUUGAAACAGAACAAUUCCUUUUUCACGUGAAAUUUUGCCUACACGUAUAUAAUAAUUUGUAAGCUGAGAUCAAAUGGGCAGUCUUGGGCAGGUGACAUUUAUGAUAUGUUUAUAUUGGAUCAAAUGUGAAAUGGUUGCAAAGAUUAGAAAUAGUCAUUUAUAAAAUGUUUGAUUUAUAAAUGCAUUACUUCUGGUGCUCUAUAUGAUGGGAUAAUAUUGAAGUAAAAAAUUUGUAUAUACGGUAUGUCAGCAUUUCUUAGUAACUUCUCUCGAAGCCGUUUUUAAUAUCUAAUAUUGUGCAGGUUGGGGAGUUUUACUCUUCAGGCCAAUACUGUCUAGAUGGUAUAAAUUUAUAAAAUAAAUUGAAAAAUGCAUCAUUCAAGACCAAAGCACAUAAAUGCUAAUGUAGGGCUCAGAGGGGAAAUAUAGUUCUCCUGCGUAUUUGAGAAAAUGUGAAGCCCUUUCAAGAAAAUCUAAUAAACAUAAUAAUCAUAGCCUGCUGACACUAAGAAAAAAGGACCUCAUUCGCUCUUCUAUGCAGAGAUUUACUGGUCCCUACUGAUUUCCAAAUUGGAUCACUAUAGUAAAUUAUCUGUCCUGGUACCUGUGAAAGUAAGCCCUGGGAUCCAUAUUUGUCCUGUGUUCUGCUUAAAUCAGCAAGAAUGAUAAAUUCGAUGGUGUGAAAUUGGAAGUAACAAGGGCUUUCUUUGGUGAUUGAGCAAAAUAAUGUCUCCACUUGUAAUUUAUUGUGACCUUUUUUCACUGUAUGUGCUUUGUAUGUCAAAUAUUUAUUUCAGUACAAGUUAAAUUGUUGUUCCUUCAUCUGUAUUGUUAUAGCUAAGGUUUUAUUGAUGUAAAAAAUCAGAUUGUGUAAUAAAAAUCUCUGGAUUUAAA